UUGUGAAAGGUUCAGAGUUCAUUCUGGUUCACGUGGUUUAAAAUGGCUGCGCCCUUCACUAAAUAAUGAUACAGAAGAAAAUAUUGAAACAGCUACACGUUAAACCCCACCAAAGAAGAAGAAACAGCUAAACGUUUGCAGCACAUAGCUACACUAGAGCUGAAACAUCGCCAAGGAAAUCUUUCUGAAGAUGUCAGAAAACAGCAAUGUCGUUGUACAGAAAGGCACCAGCCGCACAGUUCCCAGAGCUCUGAUCAUUCAAAUGAUGGCGGAAAAUUUCGAACGGUUGCCUGAACUUGACAGGAAAAUCUUCACCUAUGGCCCCAUGUACCUGGGAGGUAAUGGGGCAUUUGCAGGACUGAUCGCCAACAGCUUAUACAGGAGAGCACUGAAUGUCACUCAAGGGCGUUUUACAUCAAAUCUCCCAAUGGCUGUCCUACCAUUCUUGACAACAGUGGCCAUGUAUAAUGUAGCUGUGUCCAAACCAUUAUUGUCUGGUGACCUUAACUGUCCAACCUGUGUCCUGAUAAGAGGUGCCCUUGUCGGCGCAGUUGGUGCUGGUGUAUAUCCUAUUCUGUUGGCUUUGCCUGUGAAUGCAGGCCUUGCAACCAGGUACAACACUGCACCAUUGCCAGAAAAGGGAAACGUCCUCCGUUUUUGGAUGAACAUUACCCAACCCAUCUUGAGGAAAAUGGGUGUUGUGAUAGUACUACAGGUGUUCUUUGGAACCUACCUAAGCUCCAGACACUUUGACAGCUACUUGAAAUUGAUUCAGUUGUCUGUCUCAAAUGGCGAGGAGCUUCAGGAUUAAAAGUUUCUAACAAACCUAAAUGUUCUGCAUUAUUUUCUUCAGUCCUUGAGUUACACGUACAAACAUCUGGAUAAUCAUAAUGUAAUGACUAAAUUAUAUCGAUGCCAUCGCUGGAAUAAAUAUUGUAUAUGCAAUGUCAAAGGGCAAAACAAAACCAUGGGAGUACUGCAGAUAGUAAUUUUUGCAAUGAGGUCGUUUACGGCUGUAUCGGAAAGUAGAGGCCCAUUCAUAACUAAUUCCAAGUAGAUGAUAGCGUUCACACUGCAACGAUAAAAAACAGGCUUAGACAUUUUUCCAAUCACAUAAGUAUUCAGACCAUUUACUCAGAACUUGGAAGCACCUUUGGCAGCGAUUACAGCCUCGAGUCGUCUUUGGUAUGACUCUACAAGCUUGGCACACCUGGAUUUGGAGAGUUUCUCUCAAGCUCUGUCAGGUUGGAUGGGGAGCAUCGCUGCACAGCUAUUUUCAGGUCUCUCCAGAGAUGUUCGAUUGGGUUCAAGUCCGGGCUCUGGCUGUGCCACUCAAGGGCAUUCAGAGACUUGUCCCGAAGCCACUCCUGCGUUGUCUUGGCUGUGUGCUUAGGGUCAUUGUUCUGUUGGAAGGUGACCCUUUGCCCCUAGACUGAGCUCUCUGGAGCAGAUUUUCAAAGAUCGUUCUGUACUUUGCUCUGUUCAUCUUUCCCUUGAUCCUGACCAAUCUCCCAGUGUGCCGCUGAAAAACAUCCCCACAGCAUGUUGCCACCACCAUGCUUUGCAGUAAUAUUUCGGUAUCCUUCCCCACAUCUGUGCCUUGUCACAAUCCUGUCUCUGACAUGCACUGUCAACUGUGGGACCUUCUUAUAUAGACAGGUGGGUGCCUUUCCAAAUCAUGUUGAAUUUACCACAGAUGGGCUCCAAGUUGUAAAAACAUCAGAUUGAUCAAUGGAAACAGGAUGCACCAGAGCUCAAUUUCAAGUCUCAUAGCAAAGGGUCUGAAUACUUAAGUUUAU
Molecule: messenger RNA, 1799 nt
Organism: Salvelinus fontinalis (brook trout)
Lineage: Eukaryota; Metazoa; Chordata; Actinopteri; Salmoniformes; Salmonidae
Gene: tmem126a
Product: transmembrane protein 126A
Exons: 5
Coding region: 191-811 (206 amino acids)
Biological process (GO): mitochondrial respiratory chain complex I assembly
Cellular component (GO): mitochondrion
Source: RefSeq, a predicted model, not a curated record